AUGAAGAAUCUUCUGAUCCUUUCUGUUAUCCUUUGUGCUGCACUUUCAAUCAGAGCUGCAACAGUUGUUCCAGCUGAAGCUGCUGCUGCUGUGCCCCAGGAGGACAACCACAUACCAAACUCAGCUCGUUUUGGGUUUUGCCUCGACGGUUGGACAAGUCAUGGUGGCAGCUGCUACUAUUUAGGCAACGAUGCUGUUACCUGGAGAAAUGCUGAGAGCUUCUGUGCUAGCUUUGAUAGCAGUCUGGCCUCAGUCCAUAACAUCUGGGAGUAUCAUUUCCUCCAGCGUAUGGUGAAGACUGGUGGUCACACCUUCGCCUGGAUUGGAGGUUACUACUUCCAGAAUGAUUGGAGAUGGGAAGAUGGCUCACGGUUUGACUAUCACAACUGGGAAACAGCAAGCUCCACUAACCACUAUCAGUGCCUCCAGCUCAACUCUCAGGAGUCCAGAGGAUGGUCCAAUCACGGCUGUGGCAUGACCUUCCCAUUCAUCUGUCAGCACCGGUCAAACUGCUAGCUUGUCCUUUAUAAGAUUACAUAUUAUGUCAUGUUAAUACACAUCAAAGUAAAUGUUUUUCUUUUGUUUUUUGUUUUA
Messenger RNA from Scomber japonicus (chub mackerel), 594 nucleotides. Its product is annotated as ladderlectin-like. The transcript has 6 exons. Bases 1 to 516 code for a protein of 171 amino acids. The record is from RefSeq and is a predicted model, not a curated record. Lineage: Eukaryota; Metazoa; Chordata; Actinopteri; Scombriformes; Scombridae.